Protopolystoma xenopodis is the source of this 294-nucleotide messenger RNA. NCBI's taxonomy places the organism in Eukaryota, Metazoa, Platyhelminthes, Monogenea, Polystomatidea, Polystomatidae. The record is from the annotation of a GenBank genome assembly.
AUGUUUGCUUGUGUGGCAGAUGUACUGCCGGCGCUAGCGCACGCUGUCACCGAUCGGUUCAAGUUCAACCGGUUUCGCCUCGUCGACACAAAGUCGGUCGCGCCUCAUCUCGUCGACUCAGCGGGUCAACUCGACUUGCGCGCCUCCACUGAGCCCUCUUGGAUGGCCUCACUCCUUUCACCCUCUCCCCCCCUCUCCCUCUCUCUCUCUCUCUCUCACUUUCACCCUCCGGCAGAGAAGCAUUUGUGCGCAAAUCUGUAUGCCCGACUGGAGUCUGGCUGGGCUCGUUGCUGA